Messenger RNA from Debaryomyces hansenii CBS767, 1212 nucleotides. RefSeq lists its product as uncharacterized. The record is from RefSeq and is a predicted model, not a curated record. NCBI's taxonomy places the organism in Eukaryota, Fungi, Ascomycota, Pichiomycetes, Serinales, Debaryomycetaceae. The transcript has a single exon. Gene Ontology annotation, biological process: cytoplasmic translational initiation. Gene Ontology annotation, cellular component: eukaryotic translation initiation factor 3 complex. Bases 1 to 1212 code for a protein of 403 amino acids.
AUGCCUGCUGUUAUAGUUGUUGAUAACGAAUUAAAAGAUUCCGUUAAGGAAUAUGGUCAGAUUAUUGAUUCUGUUAAUGAAUCAGUUGAACUUUCCAAAACUUUACAAUCUUUUUUCAAUGACCAGAGUAAGGAAAUAAUUGACAAACCAGGUUUAAUUAAGAAAAUCUAUGAAACUUCAACGGCAUCUAACUUAACUAAGUUAUCAGACAGAGAAUUCGAACCUACAUUUAAUUUGAUUACUUACAUUUUAUCUCAACUUGAAGGAUCAUUUGAAAAGGUUUUAAACAAAGAUUCCCAAAUUAUUCAAAAUUUAAUUGAAUGUAACCCAACAAAACAACCAUUAUUGAGAGACAGAAAAUCUAUUAAGUCAACUACUAUCUUAUCCAUUUUAAACACUUUCUUCAAUUUCUUGCCAGAAACCUCGUCAAACAGAAUUCAUAUAUUGACAACAAUUUUAAGCAUUGUUGAAGCCUCAAAUAUUGACUACAGUUUAAUCCAAGGGCCAAUUGGUAACAGCUUAGUUUUAUGGUUGACCCAGGCCAAUGCCACUGAUGAAGAAAUUAAAUCUAUCUUCUGGAAAUUUAUUAACUUGGAUGACAAAAAGUCUUACAAAUCAUUACAAUUGAUUAAAUCCUUCACAUCAAAACACACAUUAAACUUAAAUGAAUUACAUAAAUUAAUUAAGUUUGCUUUAUUGUCAUCUACUACGGAUGUUUCGUUUUUAGUCAACAAUACUGUGGCUAGUGCCUUAAAGGAAAAUUCCAGUGAUGAAUUAGUAUCGCUCUUUACUAAAUACACUAGAGGUGAAUUAAUCACAUCCGUUCCUUCUUCGUCUGGUUUAUCAAGUGAGGAUGUUGAACAAAAAUCAAGAAUCUUGGCAUUAGGGAAAUUCUUCAUCGACAAUGAUAACAAGAAUGUUUUCAACUACAAUGAAAUUCCAACCGCAUUAGCCUCAUCCGCUGAAGGUUUUGAAGCAUUAUUAAUCAAUUCCAUUAAAGCGGGUGUUAUUGAAGGUAAAUUGAACCAAUUAGACCAAACAUUCUACUUAACCAGAGUUCAUAGAUUUAUCAUAGCUGGUGAUGAAGAAAGUAUUUCUAAAAAUUGGGAAAAUGUGAAGAAUGCUUUGGUGGAUUGGAAAAAUUCGUUGGCCAAUAUUGACGAUAUCGUAAAUACCUCGAGAGAAAAUAUCGUUAACAAUAAUAAUAAUUAA